This is a messenger RNA of Scheffersomyces amazonensis, 1818 nucleotides long. RefSeq names its product CCR4-NOT core subunit (gene NOT5). The transcript is spliced from 3 exons. NCBI's taxonomy places the organism in Eukaryota, Fungi, Ascomycota, Pichiomycetes, Serinales, Debaryomycetaceae. The record is from RefSeq and is a predicted model, not a curated record. Gene Ontology annotation, cellular component: nucleus; CCR4-NOT core complex; P-body. Bases 1 to 1818 code for a protein of 605 amino acids. Gene Ontology annotation, biological process: nuclear-transcribed mRNA poly(A) tail shortening; regulation of DNA-templated transcription.
AUGAGUGCCAGAAAGCUUCAACAAGAGUUUGAUAAAACUAAUAAGAAAAUUGCCGAAGGAUUACAAAUAUUUGAUGAUAUUUAUGAAAAAUUAAUGACAACUGAGAUUAAUUCUCAAAAGGAAAAGUUAGAAAGUGAUUUAAAGAAAGAAAUUAAAAAAUUACAAAGACUGAGAGAUCAAUUAAAGCAAUGGUUAAAUGAUGGAAGUAUUAAAUUAGAUAAAAAUAUUUUACAAGAUAAUCGAACAAGAAUUGAACAUGCUAUGGAUCAAUUUAAAGAUUUAGAAAAAUCUUCAAAAAUUAAACAAUUUUCAAAUGAAGGAUUAGAAUUACAAUCUCAACAAAGAAGAUUUAAUAAAUUUGGUGAUGCAGAAGAUGCAAAACGUCAAGAAGCUUAUAAUUAUUUAACUGAUAUAAUUGAUCAAAUAAAUCUGCAAAAUGAUACUUUUGAUCAAGAAGUUAAUCUGUUAUCAGCAUCAUUAAAGAAAGCAAAAUCUUCAAAUAUUUAUUCAAUUCAAUCACAAAUUGAUGAUAUUAAAUAUAAAAUUGAUCGUAAUAAUAGUCAUAUUGAUAGAAUUGAAAAAAUUUUAACAAAUUUAGAUAAUGAAAAAUUAGAUCCAAAUAAAGUUGAUGAUAUUAAAGAUGAUUUAGAAUAUUAUGUUGAAAAUAAUCAAGAAGAAGAUUAUGUAGAAUAUGAUGAUUUUUAUGAUCAAUUAGAUAUUGAAGAUGAUGAAAUUGAAGUUCAUGGAUCUUUAUCUCAAAUGGCGGUUGAUCCUCUGGAAUAUGAACCUAAAUUACCUGAACAAGUUAAAGAUACUCCAAUAACUCCUUCUAAAGAUGAUGUUACUAAAACUGUUUCAAAUACUUCAACAGGUUCUGGUUCAAUUUCUGGUUCAACAAUUAUAGGAAUUCCAAAUUCAACUAUUGGUAAUAGUGGUCCACCUUCGGCAACAAUUACUCCUACAAAGAAAAUUGUAAAACCUUUAAUAUCAACAACAAUAACUAGCAAUACACUUUCUUCAUCAUCAGGAACUGUACCACCAUCUUCAUCAAUAGCUCCUCCUCCACCUAUCAAUUAUUCUAAUGUAAUAAAAGCUGUACAAGCUGCUCAAGCUGCAUCACAUGGACCUGGAUCUGGUCCAUCUUCAACAUCAAGUACAAGCGCUCCUCCUGGACUUUUCCCUUCAUCAGGUGAUAAUAUAGAUAGAAAUGAAGAGCAACAACAAAAUGAAAACAAUGAAGAUAAUGAAGAUUAUGCUGAUGAAGAUGAAAAUAAUAAUAAUGGAGAUAAUAGAAAAGAGGAAACGGCACUGCCAGAACAAGAAUCAGAGGGAAUUUAUAAACUUAAAAGUCUUUUCCAAUCUCGUAUACAUAAACCAUUAGCUUAUAAUACAGUUAGUCAAAUGGUAGAAAUAUCAUUAAAUAAUUGUCCUGAUUCACAAGAUAGUGAUAAACCACGUCAAUAUCAUCCUCAAACCAUUCAUCCAUCAUCUAUUGAUUAUCCACAAGAACCAAUGUAUGAAUUAACUUCACGUAAUAUAUUUAAAAAAUUUGAUACUGAUACAUUAUUUUUCUGUUUCUAUUAUAGUGAUGUUCAUGAUCAAAUUCUGAGAUAUAAUGCUGCACGUGAAUUAAGUAAUCGAGGUUGGAUCUUUAAUAAAGAGUUAAAGCAAUGGUUUCAAAAGGAAGAAGAAAGAAAAUCCAUAAGACCAUCUGUAAAAAAGCAAAGUAAUUAUAAAUAUUUCGAUUAUGAAAAGACCUGGUUAACUCGAAGAAAAGAAAAUUACUUAUUUGGUGCUGAAUUGAGAGAAACCUUUUAG